AUGACCUCCCCCGACAAAAUGUUUGCGUACAGGGCGGGUUUCAGCCCAGAGGGUGGGAAGCAGGCCGGUGUCCACCCCGUAGAUCCCGGAGCCCCGCAGGGACCUGCGUUACGCCUUGAAAGGGGGGCCCCCGGGUUCCUGGACCCCGAGGGCUUCGAGUCUGAGCGGCAAGUGAUGGAGGUGGGAGGGCCCAUGCUUUGGAGCCGUGAAGGCCGACCUGUCUCCCCGGCCGACGACAAGGGAGAUGCUGUGCACUACGCAUUCCACCUCGCCGACGAGUCUGUAGUGGCGGCCAUCACACAGCAGCAGCUGAGUGUCUGGUGUACCCCGGGUGGGCUCAGAAAGCCAUUUCCAGAGAGCUACGCCUCUGAGGGCUCGGUCGAGUGGCCAGGCCCAGAGGCAGGGCCCGGUGGUAGGGGCAUGCUUGCCCUUGGCUGUGUGGAAUCGCAGGCAGCUUCUGCCACCCUGCGCCGGCUGGGUGAGUUCCACGAGCACUGGGCCUGGGAGAGGUUUUCUAAGAGAGGCAGUAAGAGUAGGCAGAAGGUUGGUGUGGGUCGCCAGCGGCCCUGGGCAGAGGGCCAGACUGGGACGCCUUUGGACCCCAACUCAUCAGAUGAGUUGGGUGAGAUCCAGCUGAUGAGGAUGAGGCUUUACCCCAAAGAAGGAGGCCAGGCCAAGCCCAGCAGCCCCAACGAUUCCAGGGACACACCCAGACACUCGAAUUUAUACCUCAGGGAGAAUUUCCCUCAUGUGCCAGGCUCUGUCCUGUCCUCAGCUCCCCUAGGGUUCACUUCAGCUGUGGAAAGGCAGGCUCUUGGCCAGGUGGACAUCUCUACCGCUAAGAAAAUGCAGAGUGUGUUCUGGGAGAAGGUGGGGAGCAGGCCCAGCUACCCUGGAGCAGGAGUGGGAACUGCUGUCGGCGCGGCCAGCACAGGUGGCCUGCACCAGGCCACUCCUACGGAGAAGGUGGCCCAGGGGAAGAAAUCUCCAGAGGAUGUCUCCAAAGGUACCCUGGGGAAAACCUUCCCUUCCUGGGGCCAGAGAGUCCCGGCAGCUCCCCUGGAGACAGCCACCUUUCCCCCAGUCUCUGGGGUUCCACUGCCUUGGAAGUCCAAGAGGUAUUCGUUGGUGCGCUUGUUCGCCAAACACUCCAAGAACAGGGGUGCUGGGAAGAAUUCUGUGGCCAGGAGGACAGGAGAGUUUGAGCUGCUGGUGGGAGGAGAUAAUGAUCCAGAUGGAGAUCCAGUCCCAAAGGGCCAACCUCCAACAUCCAGUCCAGGGCCAUGCUGUCUGUGUAUGCAUUGUGGAGAAUGCCACAUUGGCAACCUGGACACCAGAGCCCCCCAGGUUCCAGGAAACUCACAGCCCUUGACCCCGAUCCAGGAAGACAUCAUGCCCAGAGGACCGGCACCCUCUGGUGACCAGGAACCACUUGACGUCUCCCCAAGACAAGAAAGGCAGCAGCAACCUGCUGGAGCACAGGGAUGUUGUCAGUGUGUGGUGCUACAGAGAGAAAUAGAUGAGCUUAAAAAGCAACUCGCGGCCAUGCAGUCCCUGUUUGACAAGUUCCAGGCCCUUUGA
This is a messenger RNA of Manis javanica (Malayan pangolin), 1581 nucleotides long. RefSeq lists its product as uncharacterized. NCBI's taxonomy places the organism in Eukaryota, Metazoa, Chordata, Mammalia, Pholidota, Manidae. The record is from RefSeq and is a predicted model, not a curated record.